Messenger RNA from Ceratitis capitata (Mediterranean fruit fly), 2242 nucleotides. RefSeq names its product mitochondrial-processing peptidase subunit alpha. Lineage: Eukaryota; Metazoa; Arthropoda; Insecta; Diptera; Tephritidae. The coding region runs from base 182 to 1834 and encodes 550 amino acids. Gene Ontology annotation, molecular function: metal ion binding; metalloendopeptidase activity. The record is from RefSeq and is a predicted model, not a curated record. Gene Ontology annotation, cellular component: mitochondrion. The transcript is spliced from 6 exons.
CAAAUGACAUUUCUAAAAUCAUCUGUGCACAAUAAAAACGUUUCCUUGACUUUUUUGCAGUAUUGCAUUAUGUUUUAAUAAAAAAUCCUUAAUUGUGGAAGUAAAAAAAUAUAUAAAUAUAGAAUAAUCAAAAGAAACAUCUUAAGAGUUUUACAUUUAAAAUUUACAAGCCAAAGAAAAUAUGAACGUACGGUUUCUAAGCCGACUGCAGCAUCGCUGGAGUAUUUUUAGGGGAUAUGCGACCAAACCAUCAUCAUUGUCUGGCGAGGACGUUAGAGUUGGUACCGGUAUCGGAAAUAUAACGGGCAGGGCUCGGGAGGAUGCCAGCUCGCUAAUAGUGAAUCAGCCUUCUACAAAAAUUGUCACCCAUCUACCGCCCCUAACUGAUCCAAUUCCAGAUCUUCCCGAUGUAGAGUAUGCCAGGCCCUUAGCCGAAAGUAGUCUAACUCAAGUAACGACCCUGCCAAAUGGACUGCGAGUAGCUUCAGAACCAAGAUUUGGGCAAUUUUGCACAGUUGGACUCGUGAUUGAUUCAGGUCCACGUUAUGAAGUUACCUAUCCCAAUGGUGUUUCACACUUCCUUGAGAAGUUGGCAUUUAAUUCAACUGAAAAAUUUCCGAAUAAAGAUGCCAUUCUAAAGGAGUUGGAAAAAAAUGGUGGAAUAUGCGAUUGUCAGAGCUCACGCGACACUCUUAUUUACGCCGCAAGCAUUGACAGUCGGGCUAUUGAAUCCGUUACGCGAUUACUCGCCGAUGUAACAUUGCGUCCAACGCUUCAUGAGAGUGAAGUUAGUGCAGCUCGCAAAGCUGUGCAAUUUGAACUAGAAACCUUGGGUAUGCGUCCAGAACAAGAACCGAUUUUAAUGGACAUGAUUCAUGCAGCAGCAUAUAGAGACAACACGCUGGGAUUACCGAAACUUUGCCCUUCAGAAAAUCUUUCAUUAAUAGAUAGGAACGUAUUAAUGAACUAUUUAAAAUAUCAUCAUUCCCCACAGCGCAUGGUAAUAGCCGGUGUAGGGGUAAAUCAUGAUGAACUUGUACGAAACGUUGAAAAACAUUUUGUUGAAGAAAAAGCAAUUUGGGAAACCCAAAGUAUAAAAGGGACGGGAGCAACUGAGGUAGAUGAGUCAAUCGCACAAUACACAGGUGGUUUAAAAAAGGAAGAAUGUGAAAUACCAAUUUACGCUGCUACUGGACUACCAGAACUCGCUCACGUGGUAAUAGGGUUGGAAGGUUGUUCUCAUCAGGACCCAGAUUUUGUGGCGUUAUGCGUUUUAAACAUAAUGAUGGGUGGUGGCGGUUCAUUUUCCGCAGGUGGUCCCGGCAAGGGGAUGUACUCUAGGUUAUAUACAAACGUUCUAAAUCGUUAUCAUUGGAUGUAUAGUGCAACAGCUUAUAACCAUGCAUACGCUGAUAGCGGUCUCUUCUGCAUACACGCCAGUGCGCCUCCUAAUAACGUAAGGGACAUGGUCGAAGUCAUUACACGUGAACUUGUUAAUAUGGCAAGUGAACCAAGUAAAGAUGAAUUAAGUCGCUCCAAAAUACAAUUGCAAUCAAUGCUGUUAAUGAACUUAGAAUCAAGGCCGGUUGUAUUUGAAGACGUAGGACGGCAAGUUUUAGCUACGGGACAUCGAAAGCGACCUGAACAUUUUAUUCGUGAAAUUGAAAAAAUCAAUGAGGGAGACAUCCAACGCGUAGCUGGGCGCUUGUUAUCUACACCGCCAUCAAUGGCUGCCCGAGGUGAUAUAGGGAAAUUGCCAGAAAUGAAGGAGGUGCAAAAUGCUCUUAGUAAUGGUGGCCGCCUAUCGUCACGGAGGCUCUCACUUUUUAAGUGAAAAUCCAUGUAUAUAUUUUGAAGAGAGCAUUAAGGCUUUGUAUAGGUAACAUAAUCGAAAUAUAACGGUUUGGAAUAUUGUAACGAUUUGUAUUCCAAUGAAUUAAACUCAAACAUUACGAUUCCCUAGAUCAUUUCAUUGAAAAUAUGCGUACUGAUUCAAACCUACGGCAAAGCUACGUAAAUCUCUUUUCUGAGAAUAAGCACUGUUAUUAUAUGCCUACGUACAUAUGUGAUGAAAAGCUAUUUUUUUCUCUACAAGGUAGGGAGCCGCAAAAAAUAACCUUCCUGAACAAACUUUUGUUUAUGUGUCCUGAUUGAAUCGUAAAUAAUAUUCUGAAUAAUAUAUGGUUACGCACUUCAAAUCAGGUUUCAAAAUUGGAUUAAUAAAUUAUUUUUCUGUACGAAC